CAUUCCCAUCUUCUCGUUAACAAGUAGAGAAGAUAUAAAACAAUCGUCUCUAUCUUUCACUGUCAUCUAGUCUGUUCAGUAAUCUUAUAUUUGAUUAUUUUUGCACAAAGUCAGAGAAUAUCCGCCUGAAUUAGCCUAUAAUUUCAAUUGAUUCACCUAUCAUUCGGGUGAAUUAUUUAACCCCCGACGAUUUUGGAUUGUUUUUGACAGGCAGCAAAGUAAACACCCCGGUUGUUUUGUCUGGUCGGGUUUAUCGUUUUUAUAAACAAGUUUUUUUUUUUUAAAGUGUGGAAGACAGGAUGCAGAAGAGAAGAAAGCCUGAACCGAUCCAACUCAACCCUAUUCCCGAUGGAAACCCUGUCAACGGCACCGGCGCCACGGAGACUAACCUAGAGGCCCUUCAGAAGAAGCUAGAGGAGUUGGAGCUUGAUGAACAGCAGCGUAAACGCCUGGAGGCCUUUCUCACCCAGAAACAGAAGGUUGGAGAGCUGAAGGAUCAUGAUAUGGAAAAGAUCUGUGAGCUGGGAGCCGGGAACGGAGGGGUUGUCUUCAAAGUUUCACACAGACCGUCAGGGCUCAUCAUGGCCAGGAAGUUGAUCCACCUGGAGAUCAAGCCGGCCAUCAGGAACCAGAUCAUCAGAGAGCUGCAGGUUCUGCAUGAGUGUAACUCCCCCUACAUUGUGGGCUUCUACGGGGCCUUCUACAGCGAUGGAGAGAUUAGCAUCUGUAUGGAACACGUGGACGGUGGUUCUCUGGAUCCCUGUCUCUCUCUGCCCUCAGGAAAGAUACCAGAACAGAUCCUGGGGAAAGUCAGCAUCGCUGUGAUUAAAGGCCUGUCCUACCUGAGAGAGAAACACAAGAUCAUGCAUAGAGAUGUGAAGCCAUCUAACAUCCUGGUUAGCUCCCGUGGUGAGAUCAAGCUGUGUGACUUUGGAGUGAGCGGUCAGCUCAUCGACUCCAUGGCCAACUCCUUUGUGGGAACCCGCUCCUACAUGUCUCCGGAGCGUCUCCAGGGAACUCACUACUCUGUCCAGUCUGAUAUCUGGAGCAUGGGUCUCUCUCUGGUUGAAAUGGCUGUCGGACGCUUUCCAAUCCCUCCCCCCGACGCCCGCGAACUGGAAAUUAUCUUUGGGUUCCCGGUGGAAGGGGACGCCUGUUCUAGUGACACCACCUCUCCCAAGCCUAUACCCCCCGGACAGCCUGGCAGCUCCUGUGGGCCAGACAGCAGACCUCCUAUGGCUAUCUUUGAACUGCUGGACUACAUAGUUAAUGAGCCUCCUCCUAAACUGCCAGGUAUUUUCGGCGUUGAAUUUCAAGACUUUGUGAAUAAAUGUUUGAUCAAGAACCCAGCAGACAGGGCAGACCUGAAGCAGUUGAUGGUUCAUCAAUUCAUCAAACAGUCGGAGGCAGAGGAGGUGGACUUUGCAGGCUGGCUGUGUAGCACCAUUGGACUUAACCAGCCAGUCACCCCAACACACAGUGUGGGCAUGUGAUGGCCCUUCUAUACACCUUGGUUACGUCCCAAUUAGCUCUCCUUCCGACCAAAGUGUGCACUUGUUCACUUCCCUUUCAAUGAUUUGAAAGUGGUGGAAACUCCCACUAGCUCAUGCUUCCACCAAUCCAAUUUUCUUGGGGAAGCAGCGAACAAGUGUACACUUAAGGAGAUAUUGGGACACACACCUGCUUCCCCACUGUCUCCUGCUUAGUCAAACACUCAUAGCCUGUAUUCAAGCAGAAUUGCUUUGUUUCAUCGGGGUGGUAUUCACAAUGAACCAAACAGCAAGGGACCAACCUGUCUUUAAGAAAUGUCUGCCACUCUAUGAAGGUCUGCUGUUUUAAUAAGGACAAUAUGUAGGUCUGCUGCUUUAAGGACAAUAUGUAGGUCUGCUGCUUUAAGGACAAUAUGUAGGUCUGCUGCUUUAAGGACAAUAUGUAGGUCUGCUGCUUUAAGGACAAUAUGAAGGUCUGCUGUUUUAGGGACAAUGUGUAGGUCUGCUGCUUUAAGGACAAUAUGAAGGUCUGCUGUUUUAAUAAAGACAAUAUGUAGGUCUGCUGUUUUAAUAAGGACAAUAUGUAGGUCUGCUGUUUUAAUAAAGACAAUAUGUAGGUCUGCUGUGUUAAGGACAAUAUGUAGGUCUGCUGUUUUAAUAAAGACAAUAUGUAAGCUUGGGAAACAGUCUGAGCAA
Oncorhynchus gorbuscha (pink salmon) is the source of this 2186-nucleotide messenger RNA. Its product is annotated as dual specificity mitogen-activated protein kinase kinase 1-like. Gene Ontology annotation, biological process: protein phosphorylation. The record is from RefSeq and is a predicted model, not a curated record. Gene Ontology annotation, molecular function: protein kinase activity; ATP binding. NCBI's taxonomy places the organism in Eukaryota, Metazoa, Chordata, Actinopteri, Salmoniformes, Salmonidae.